CCCAUGUCUUUAAGCAUCAAUAUUAUUAAUAGCUCCAAGUUUGUGUUGCGCCCUAGCCACAGCUCCCCUGCCGGCAUGGCCACUUCGAAGCCGCAACUGGAAGUCCAUAAAGCAGACCACAGCCCUUCAAAAUGGAGCGUGGCUCUUGGAGAAGAGGUUUUCAGCAAAUUUGUGGGGCAACCCAAUUCCGGUGUGCAGAAGGUGUUGGGCGAGGGCUCGUUGUUCAGCCCGCUGCUGUUCGGGAAGUUCUUCGACCCCGCCGAUGCCUUUCCGCUCUGGGAGUUUGAGUCCGAUCUGUUGAUGUCAGCCCUCCGCAGCUCUGGGAAAUCUUCAAUUGAUUGGUUUCAGACUGACCAGGAAUACGUUCUCCAAGCAGAAUUACAAGAACCUUGGAGAAACGCUUUGCAAAUUUCCGUAGAAGACGGGAAGGUGUUAGAGAUAAGUGGUCAGUUGAAGGAACAACAAAGAGAAGCCACCAAGCUUGUCGAUUGGCGAUGUGCCAAUUGGUGGGAGCACGGAUUCGUUCGGCGACUUGAGUUGCCUGAAGAUGUUGAUUGUUGUAGAAUAGAGGCUCGGAUGAAGAAUGACACAAUUCUUGAGAUCAAGAUUCCCAAGUUAGAAACGAAUAGAGGUGCUGACUCAAAGAGCAAGGAUUCUGAUCAAGAUGUUUAAGUUCAUGGCCAAACUUGUAAUGAAAAACGUGUUUAACUUAAACUUAAUUUACAUAUGCUCUAUGGAUCUCAAACAUAUGUAUGUUUCUGAUCAACUUCUAUGGACGGGAAUACAAACACUUUCGAAAUG
Messenger RNA from Cucurbita maxima (winter squash), 801 nucleotides. Its product is annotated as 21.7 kDa class VI heat shock protein. Lineage: Eukaryota; Viridiplantae; Streptophyta; Magnoliopsida; Cucurbitales; Cucurbitaceae. The record is from RefSeq and is a predicted model, not a curated record. The transcript has 2 exons. Bases 4 to 672 code for a protein of 222 amino acids.